UCCCAAAAGUCUCGAGGCCCGACUCGUUGGCUCCCAUUAGGAGCGCCACCCAGCUAUAUUGUCGCUUCCUUUUUCCAAACCCUAAACCCGGUGGACCUUCGAUUCGAUCGGGAUUAGGGUUAGGGUGUGGAAUCCGGACGAAGAUGAUGUAUGGCGAGCAGCCGCACAACCCCGAGUUUUCCCGCGCACCGCCUCCUCCUUCACGGCAGCCGUCGGCGUCGUCCACCAAUCUAGCGCCGGAUUUCCCUCGCCCGCCGGCCCCUUACGAAGCAUAUGGAGAUAGUUUUGCUGCUAGAAGAAUGCGAAAGGUUGUCCAACGGCGUGCUGUGGAUUAUACAAGCACAGUUGUUCGAUAUAUGCAGGUUCGUAUGUGGCAGCGAGAUGUUGGGGACAGAACUGCACUGCAACCUACUCCAGCUGCAGUCUUGGAUAUCUUACCAACAGCUGCAUAUGCAGAUAACCCAUCCAUAAGUUUUGCUGCCAAAUUUGUUCAUGCUUCAACAAACAAAAAUAGGUGUUCCAUUAAUAGGGUCUUGGUAAGUUGCAAGAAUUUCAAGUCAUUUUAUCCUUUUUGGCUAGCAAUUAAAAUAAGUUUUGGUUAGUCUUUUGCAGUUUUG
Messenger RNA from Musa acuminata AAA Group (dessert banana), 617 nucleotides. RefSeq names its product flowering time control protein FY-like. The record is from RefSeq and is a predicted model, not a curated record. Lineage: Eukaryota; Viridiplantae; Streptophyta; Magnoliopsida; Zingiberales; Musaceae. Gene Ontology annotation, cellular component: mRNA cleavage and polyadenylation specificity factor complex. The transcript is spliced from 4 exons. The coding region runs from base 144 to 602 and encodes 152 amino acids.